GAGACUGAACUGUUGUUCUCUUAGCCAAUCAGAAGGAGACUUUUUGGCGAUGAUGAUGCAGUGGAGUUCAAGGUUGACUGCAGCUGCGUAGUGAAGGUUGAUGAAGAAAUACACACAUCUAGCUGUGAAUGGACACGAGUCAGGAUUUCUGAAGACUGGCAGGAUGUUUCGUGGUUUCUUUGUGAAGACGAUUAGCUUUGUCGGUUACACCGUCCAGUAUGGCUGCGUCGCUCACUGUGCCUUUGAGUAUAUCGGCGAAUUUGUGUCGUGUUCUGGGCCUUCCAUGGAACCCACCAUUACUAACCAUGAUGUGGUUUUCUCUGAACGAGUAAGCCGUCACCUCUGUCGAAUAAAAAAAGGGGAUAUCGUAAUAGCCAAAAGUCCUUUUGAUCCAAAGAUGAACAUUUGUAAACGAGUGAUGGGGCUGGAGGGGGACAAAGUCUGCACUAGUGGACCAUCAGACGUCUUUAAAACACACACUUACGUUCCAAGAGGCCAUGUGUGGCUGGAAGGCGAUAACCUUCGAAAUUCCACAGAUUCCCGAAGCUAUGGUCCAAUUCCCUAUGCCCUGAUCCGAGGACGCGUUUGCUUAAAGAUGUGGCCACCGCAUAGUUUUGGCGUAUUGGCUGAAAGUCCUAAUGACGGGCGCAUUUUAUGAAGAAGCUGUGUGCAUGUGUAGUCGCAAUGUAAAUUAUAUUUUUGCAAUGUUUUAAAAUAAAUCCAUAUUUAUAAUUCA
This is a messenger RNA of Carassius carassius (crucian carp), 736 nucleotides long. Its product is annotated as mitochondrial inner membrane protease subunit 1-like. Lineage: Eukaryota; Metazoa; Chordata; Actinopteri; Cypriniformes; Cyprinidae. Gene Ontology annotation, cellular component: mitochondrial inner membrane peptidase complex; membrane. The transcript is spliced from 6 exons. Gene Ontology annotation, molecular function: serine-type endopeptidase activity. The record is from RefSeq and is a predicted model, not a curated record. Bases 101 to 658 code for a protein of 185 amino acids.